Molecule: messenger RNA, 1389 nt
Organism: Vicia villosa (hairy vetch)
Lineage: Eukaryota; Viridiplantae; Streptophyta; Magnoliopsida; Fabales; Fabaceae
Product: serine/threonine-protein phosphatase PP1-like
Exons: 2
Coding region: 168-1067 (299 amino acids)
Cellular component (GO): cytoplasm; nucleus
Molecular function (GO): protein serine/threonine phosphatase activity
Source: RefSeq, a predicted model, not a curated record
UACUCUAUUCUAAAAUUAACCAUGUUUUUUGUAAACUUGUUUUCUCAAUAUCACGUUGAACCCAUAACAUAACAACCUUUUUUGCCUUCCGUUGUUUAGCUUCAUGAAUUUGGUAAGAGUAAUCAUCAUAUAAUAGAACAAAAACUCUAUUAUUUGUGUUUCGCUUCAUGGAAGGAUUGGAUGGGUUAAUAGAUAAGCUUUUGGAAACAAGAAAUAAUAGAGGAAAGCGGAUUCAACUAGGAGAGUCAGAAAUUCGCAACCUUUGCACCAAAGCAAAAGAUGUUUUCCUGAGCCAGCCAAAUCUACUUGAAUUAGAGGCUCCAAUUAACAUCUGUGGAGAUAUACACGGGCAAUAUCCCGACCUAUUGCGAGUAUUCGAGUACGGUGGGUUCCCUCCAGAUUCGAAUUACCUGUUUCUUGGAGACUACGUCGACAGAGGAAAACAAAGUAUAGAAACAAUAUGUCUCCUUCUGUCAUACAAGAUAAAAUACCCUGAGAACUUUUUCCUUCUUAGAGGAAACCAUGAAUGUGCAUCUAUUAAUAGAAUUUAUGGAUUUUAUGACGAGUGCAAAAGACGAUACAAUGUUCGCCUAUGGAAGAUAUUUACGGAUUGCUUCAAUUGUUUGCCUGUAGCUGCGGUGAUUGAUGAUAAAAUCAUAUGCAUGCACGGUGGCCUUUCUCCUGAUAUGGAGAGCUUGAAUCAAAUCAAAGCUAUAGAAAGGCCAUUAGAUGUGCCUGAUCAGGGUCUCUUAUGUGAUCUCCUUUGGGCAGAUCCAGACCCGGAAAUAAAAGGUUGGGGAGAGAAUGAUCGCGGUGUUUCCUACACUUUCGGACCAGAUAGAGUAACUGAGUUCUUGAAAAAACAUGAUCUUGAUCUUAUAUGUCGGGCUCAUCAGGUUGUUGAAGACGGUUACCAAUUCUUUGCAGACAGGCAAUUAGUUACAAUAUUUUCAGCACCAAAUUAUUGUGGCGAGUUCAAUAAUGCAGGUGCACUUAUGUGCGUGGAUCAAACUUUACUUUGUUCAUUCCAGAUUAUCAAACCGUUGAGAGGAAAGAACGCGUGUUAGAUUCAUUUGCAAGCACACAAACUUCAACUUUUGCUCCAAACAAUCAAAUUACUAUGUCGUGCUUGCUUGCAUCCCAAAUUCAAGAACUUGCUGUCUGCAUUGUUUUAUGGUAGAUGAAGAUAAGGCAAAGUGGGAAACUGCAGUUUUAGCACCCACUUUCCACUUCAUAGGUAGCAGGUGUAAUGAAGUUAGGAUUCAAAAAGAGGGUUCAUAAAUAAUGGUUUGUUAGGAGAUGUAUAUAUAUGUACUUAGGCCAUAUUGUUUUUUUGUUUUUGUUUUGUUUUAUAGCACAAUUAACUAAUAUUAAUCUUACUUGUUUGUA